Molecule: messenger RNA, 2548 nt
Organism: Sinocyclocheilus grahami
Lineage: Eukaryota; Metazoa; Chordata; Actinopteri; Cypriniformes; Cyprinidae
Product: retinoblastoma-like protein 2
Exons: 14
Biological process (GO): regulation of transcription by RNA polymerase II; negative regulation of G1/S transition of mitotic cell cycle; cell differentiation
Cellular component (GO): transcription regulator complex; nucleus; chromatin
Molecular function (GO): RNA polymerase II transcription regulatory region sequence-specific DNA binding
Source: RefSeq, a predicted model, not a curated record
ACCGUCACUGAGGUCUUCAACUUCUGCUGGAUCCUGUUCAUAUAUGCUAAAGGAAACUUCCCAAUGAUCAGUGCUGAUCUGGUGAACUCGUAUCAUCUGCUCCUGUGCGCUCUGGAUCUGGUUUACUGCAACGCUCUCCUGUGCUCUAGUCAUAAAGAUCUGCUCAACCCGGCUUUUAAAGGGCUGCCUGAGGACUUCAACAGUAAAGAUUAUAAGCCCGGCCCAGGUUCAUUAUGUUUCAUAGAGAAGCUGUGUGAGCUUCACGAUGGGCUGGUGCUGGAGGCCAAAGGAGCAAAGGAGCAUUUCUGGAAACCCUUCAUUAAGAAACUCUUUGAGCGCAAGGUUUUGAAGGGGAAAGAAGACACGCUGACAGGGUUUUUGGAGCCAAUAAAUUUCGGUGACAGUCUUGCUUCUCUGAACCGUGUGUAUGAGAAACACGUGCUGUCAUCCGGUUCUCUGGAUGAGAGGAUAUUUCUGGGAGAAGCGGCCAGAGAAGACAUUGGCACCCCAGGACCUUGUUUGUGUGAAGGGAUAGAGAACCAGGAACGACUGACCAACCCCCUCCAGAACUCAAUGACAGCAUCUACUCUGAAAGUGUCCACUCCUUUGACAGGAAGUCAAGACAGACAGGUAUGUGCCGGAAAACAGUGUGGGUACCCCCGUUUCCAUGGCAAUGCAGAGCGUGGGCUGUCUGCACACUCUGCUGACAGGAUUCAAAUACAGACCCAGCAUGGGACUCAGAGACAUAUUCAGAUAAUGCCUCCUCAACACCUGGAGGACAGUUCAGGAAGCAGCACACACACUCCCAACAAGAGUGAGUUCAGCAGUAAUAUCACAGGAGCAGGAAAAGGUGUUUCUCCAUCCCCUACAUCUCGCCAUGACCGCUACAGCUCGCCCCCUACUGGCACGGCCUGUCGCCGCCUCUUUGUCGAUGGAAAUUCAACCCCUGAGCCUGCUCAACCUGUCAAAGUGGCCCAGCCAUCUCUGGUCAGCCCCAUCCCAGCUGGACAGACUGUGGUCACCAUGGCAACAGCUACUGUCACAGCAAACAAUGGCCAGACGGUCACCAUACCUGUUCAAGGAAUAGCAAAUGAGAGCAGUGGCAUCACAUUCAUCCCGGUGCAGGUGAGCGUGAUGGGUCAGAGUGGGAGGGCUCUACCAACGCUCAGUGCCCAGACUCUGACGGGCACCUUGACCGCCCAGCAGCUGACGGCAAUGCCCACAGGCACAGUGCAGAACAGCCCAAGCCCUGCCAAACAGGACAGGAAGAACCCUCAGCAGGGAACACCCACUAAACGAGCACAGAAGACCGGCUCCCUCUGCCUGUUCUUCCGCAAGGUAUAUCACCUUGCUAGUGUACGUCUCAGAGACUUAUGUGCUAAAUUGGACAUCAGCGCAGAUCUGCGCAGGAAAAUCUGGACAUGUUUUGAGUAUUCGCUAGUGCACUGCACCGAUCUCAUGGUGGACCGACAUCUGGACCAGCUCCUCAUGUGUGCCAUCUACGUCAUGACUAAGGUAUUUAACCUUUUAGGGGCUGACAUACCACCAGCCAGCGGUGAGAGCAGUCCUGUGUCCAUGCGCUCCAGCAGCACUCUGCCCAUUCCCCAGCCCAGCAGUGCCCCAUCCACCCCAACCCGGGCCCCUGGGGGCCCCCAAGAGCAGGAGGAGGAGAGGGCAGACCUCAUCCGUUUCUACAACCACGUCUACAUCAAACAGAUCAAACGGUUCGCUCUGCGUUACUCCAGCAACUCGCCAAAAAACGGGGCUGAAGCUCCUCCCCUCUGUCCGUAUCCGUCACUCCGCAUUGGCUCUCCACGCCGGGUGCUCCUGUCCCACAAUCACUCCAUCUACAUCUCUCCACACAAGACUAGCAGCCCAAUUUCUCCUCGAGACAAGAUCUUCUACUACGUCAGCUCCAGCCCAUCCAACAGGCUGCGAGAGAUUAACCGCAUGAUCCGAACGGGCGAGACGCCCACCGAGAAGCGAAGUAUCGCCCUGGAGGAAGAGCAGCAGUCUCCCGCCAAAAGGCUCUGCCAGGAGAAUCAGACGGCUCUGCUCAGACGCCUGCAGGAUGUGGCCAACGACCGAAGCUCCUCCCACUGAUGAGUCCACAACAUCAACACCCGUAAAGACACAAGUCGCCCGAAAUGUCAGUGUUUUGGAUUGACUACCGCAUUUAAUUAAAGAAGUGAGUCUCGAAAUGUCCUGUCCACACAGCGGCUUAGAUAGAGGCUUGAAUACUUGAGUAAUCAUGUCUGAAUGUGCAACUACAGUCAAGCCUGUAUUCUAGAGAGCACAACAGUCGGGUUCGGGAAGCAAAAAUGCCAUUCAUGUUCUCCAUAGGGAAACUGCAUUUUAACAAUAACUUUAAAGAGAGAUCUACUUAACGCUCAGAUGUUGUUAAUUGAUGGUAUAUGCUUUUGUUGAAGCCAUCAGUUUGCAUUAUUUCAACUUAUGUUUUAUAUAAUCAUGCUUAACGGUGGAAUCCCUGGUGAAAAAACUACAUUACCCAUGAUACUGUACAGAAAAUUCCACCAAUCAAAGCAAA